AUGGAAAUUGAUCCUGCACAAUAUGACAACCACAUCGAAGGAGGGCUCUAUGAUGAUGUCGUCAGACAGCUUAUGGCGCUACCAAAAGGAAUGUCCUUAGGGGACACCACUUACAAGGACGACUUCAUCUGUGAGAGCAACAUUAAUACGGGGAAUUUCGCCUACAAAUGCAGAGAUAAUGGAGCCGAGUAUGAGACUGUGCUAGUUGGCGAAAUCUUACCACGUCCAUGUGGAACCAAAUUUAAUGUGAUAGGCAAUCACUACCUUGGUACUAGGGAAUCAUAUAGAUAUGGGAAAUUAACACUGACCUGCUUAACUCUGCCGAACAUUAUUGACGAUAGGACACGCGUCAAAGGUGUCUUCGCCUUGGGAAAACCAACGCAGGCUACCGAAAUGAUGUACAUCACUUUUGGGAACCAGAUCGCCACCUUGGACGACAUCAUACAAAGUGACAUGGAGGAGCUAAAAAGACAGAAUAAGGACGUGAACGUAAAAGAAUGGACAGUGCAUGCAGGAACAGACCAAACAGGUAUGCCUGAGUACAUCCCGGUGAACACAGAACAAUUGUAUGUGGUUCCUAAAGGGACGCAGCAAACCAUCCAAGGGAAACGCGCUAGAGUAGCAAAGAAGACAAUCAACGACAUGAGCGAGCUUGGAGAAGGCAAAGCAGCCAAGAAGGACUCUGUAGCCGGAGGGAGCAGAGACAAUACACAAGAGACUGAGAUCACGACAAAUACAUUCUAUGAUCCGACGGUCCUCCCAGAUUACGGUGGUGACCUGUUUCAGCAUAUCAACGCGAAACUCCAUCAGCUUGAUAUCAGAAAUGUGGAGAACGAAUUCAUCCCACCUCAGGACUGGUACACGAGCCUUAAGCAUGGAACGCUGGUCAUGAUCAGGGCGACCCUCCACACCUUCAAUUGGAAGGAACAUCGAGUAUAUCAGCUAAACGGACACACCAUUCGUGUAUUAGAUGCCUCGAAAUUGGAGAUAGAACCGUUGAGCUCGCAACUUAAUGGAUUUGAUACUGGUGGAAGCCCGUUGACCUCCAAUUCGCGGGUAUCGGACGCGAUGGCGAAUGUGCAACUAGGAAAAAGGGGAAGACAAGAAUGA
This is a messenger RNA of Suillus fuscotomentosus, 1110 nucleotides long. RefSeq lists its product as uncharacterized. The record is from RefSeq and is a predicted model, not a curated record. Bases 1 to 1110 code for a protein of 369 amino acids. Lineage: Eukaryota; Fungi; Basidiomycota; Agaricomycetes; Boletales; Suillaceae. The transcript has 4 exons.